ACUCUAGUAGGAACCGAGGGGCCGCGGCAGCAUCCCGGCCGGUGGGCAAGUCUACCUGCCCGCCUUCGCCAGCAUCACGUGGGCUGAGCCUUCGUUGCCUCGGGCACCCUGGGGCCUGCCACCCGCUUCCCAGGCUGCCCACGUCGCCGCCUCGGCCCUUCUCGGGGGCAUGCCGUCCCCCCGGCCGCGUCCUGGGGGUGGACACCGGGCGCGGGGGAGGGUGGAGAUUCCCGGGAGGCCGGCGCUGUAGUCGAGCCUGCGAAGGGACAGGCCUCCCCGGAGAGACCGAUGGACUUGGGGGGCUGUCAGCGCCGGGCACGCCCUGGCGGCCGCGGGGCGGUGAGCGCCUCUGAUCGCGCGCUCCGAGGGUGGAAGCAACAGGCCCGCGCAGAUGGACAGGGGACGGGGAGGGCCGCCGCUCCGGAAUGCCGGCGGGAAGCCAGGCGUGUGUCCCUGCGGGCGGAGGCGGCCGGGGCUGCGCAUUCCUGCAAGGAAACUGUCCCCAGCUUCCUCCCACAAAGGUCCCCGAUGAGGGGCACACUGAACUCCCAUCUACUGGUGAGAAGGACCCUCCGGCCCGUCCGGCGCAACUACUACGACCCCGCCUCGGCGCCCGGAAAGGGCGUGGUGUGGGAGUGGGAGAACGACCACGGCUCCUGGACGCCCUACGACAUGGACGUGGGCAUCACCAUCCAACACGCCUUCGAGAAGCAGAGGCCCUGGAUCGACCUGAGCCCCAUCGGCUUCGGCUACGUCAUUGACUUCGGCACCAUGGGCCAGAUCAACCGGCAGACGCAGCGCCAGCGCCGCGUGCGCCGCCGCCUGGACCUGGUCUACCCGCUGGUAACGGGCGCCGCGGGCCGCGCCGCGUCCUGGCCGGCCGCCCCCUGGGCCGCCGCCGCCGCGGGGCCGCGCGCGCCACCCUGCUCCUGCCCGCAGUGCGUCCUGGUGAGGAGCGUCAAGGCCGCGGCGCCGCCGGCCCCCGCCGCCCGCAGGAGCGCCGCCCCACCCGUGGCCCUCAAGGGGCCACCCCCGGGCCCCGGGGCCACGCCGCUGGACAGCACGGGCGCAGGCCGGGGCCCCGGGAAGCCGGCCCCGUCGUCGCAGGCGAUCCGGAGACAAGUGUCCAGCGCGGCGGCAGGGGCGGCCCCCGCGGGCUGUCCUGCCAGCCCACCGGGGGCCAACGGCAAGGCCGGCCGGGUGGCCCUGGCGACCUUGAAUCGGACCAGCCUGCAGCGACUGGCCCUCGCCCAGUCCCGGGUGCUGAUCGCCUCUGGGGUCCCCACUGUCCCCGUGAAGAACCUGAGUGGGUCCAGCCCCGUCAACCCUGCGCUGGCAGGAAUCACUGGGAUCCUCAUGAGCGCAGCAGGGCUGCCUGUGUGUCUCACCCGGCCACCAAAGCUGGUCCUUCACCCACCCCCCGUCAGCAAGAGCGAAAUAAAAUCCAUCCCCGGGGUUUCCAACACAAGCCGCAAGACCACCAAGAAGCAAGCCAAGAAAGGGAAAACCCCAGAAGAAGUGCUGAAGAAGUAUCUGCAGAAAGUCCGGCAUCCGCCAGACGAGGACUGCACCAUCUGCAUGGAGCGCCUCACGGCCCCAUCCGGCUACAAAGGCCCCCAGCCCACGGUCAAGCCGGACCUGGUGGGCAAGCUGUCCCGGUGUGGCCACGUCUACCACGUCUAUUGCUUGGUGGCCAUGUACAACAAUGGCAACAAGGAUGGGAGUUUGCAGUGUCCAACCUGUAAGACCAUUUACGGGGUGAAGACAGGCACCCAGCCUCCAGGGAAGAUGGAGUACCACGUCAUUCCCCACUCCCUGCCUGGCCACCCGGACUGCAGAACCAUCCGGAUCAUCUACAGCAUCCCCCCCGGCAUCCAGGGGCCGGAACACCCAAAUCCUGGGAAAAGCUUCAGUGCCCGUGGCUUCCCUCGACAUUGUUACCUCCCGGACAGCGAGAAAGGGAGAAAGGUCCUGAAGCUGCUUCUCGUGGCCUGGGACCGCCGCCUCAUCUUUGCCAUCGGGACAUCCAGCACCACGGGUGAGUCAGACACUGUCAUCUGGAAUGAAGUCCAUCACAAGACAGAGUUCGGCUCUAACCUCACCGGCCACGGCUACCCAGACGCCAACUACCUGGAUAACGUGCUGGCCGAGCUGGCCGCCCAGGGCAUUUCCGAGGACAGCGCUGCCCAGGAGAAGGACUGAGCUGGGGGGGAUGGGGCUUCGGGGUGGCAGGGGUGUGGGAACCACAGGGCAGGAAGGAGGGAGAGUCAGGGUAGAAGUUGGUGCCGUGCCCUCCCAAGCCCCUUGUGCAGUCUCCAUCUCCCAUCCUUCCGGCCACAGUGGGGAGCCAGAUUGAAUAAGGGAGUGUCAUUCACAAACCUCAUCCAACACACAGGGGCCGCGGGACAGGGUGAGGGCCGCCCUCCAUCUGUUCCGGUGGAGUUUCGGUGCUGGGUAGGCAGGGACUCCUCCCCUCAUCGCCCCCCACCCCCCAGCAGGGGGCACGGUCAGCACACUUAGGGUAUGGGCACCUCUUACACUGGCCUUGUGAAGCCAGAGGCGCCCGCCUUGGCUGACUUCUCCCUGCUUCCACUCUGCUUGGAGAGCGGAGUUUCUACUUUUCUCUCAUCCCCUGGAGGUGAGGAGCUCUCACUGUGCAAGACUGAGGGGCAGAGGGGUGAACCGCUAAACCACUGCGACAUGGGCAACCGAUGCCUCGAUGUACAUCGAGGAAGUGCUUCUCACCAAGAGGGUCUGAGCAGCGAGGGCUUCCGGGAGCAUCUCAACUCCCAUCGCGGUCCUGGCUGCUCCCGCCUCCUGCUCACCCCUCUUCCCUGUCCAAAGAGGCAUCCGAUUCUCUUAUGCAGAUGGAGGGACUCUGGGAUUCCUCUCUGGGUCGCUAUGUCUCCCGCCCUUCUCUGAUCAGACCAGAGCCUACGUCCCACUUAGCAUCUGAAUUAGUCCUCAGGGAGAGGAGCCCAACUCUUCCAACUCAUCCCAGACCAGCUCAAAGAUUCCUUGUGAUUCAUCCAGUCACUGUGAGUGGAGCCCAGGCUGGGCUCCGUGCCAUCUGUGUGUGUGUGUGUGUGUGUGUGUGUGUGCAUGCGUGUGUGCACAGCGCUGGGCCAGGCUCUGCCGCUGGGCCAGGUUGGUGUAGGGUCCCUUCAUGAUCUCACACUCUGGUUCUGCAAGCUGUCGGACCCCAGUCUGAUGGGACUGAAACAGCCAGGCAGCAGUUCAUCGAUGUGCCUCACUGUCUGACAUCCGUCCCGUAGUCAACAUGAACCCAGACCGAGACAGAGCUGUGCUUGGGGUGGGGGGAGGUGUAGGGUGCGGGGUGGAUGGGCCCCUUUGUAUAUCUCUCUCAAGGUGGGAUCUGAGCCAGUCCACGAGGACCUCAGCGGGUCUCCAUGCACAUUGUCUAAUGAGCCUGGAGGGGGUGCAGGGACCCUUAUCUCCCUCUGCAAUGACAGGCUGGCCCAGUGCAUGAGGGAGCCUCCAGCCCUUUCCCAGCAGGGUUGGGACUACCUUGGGGUCCAGUCCAACCUGUGUCAGGGUUGUGGCCCAAGACCCUGCCUGUCCCCUCCCCCACAUUCCCUUCGGCUCCCAUGAAGGAGACAGUUGGGGGUCAGGGAGGAGAGACGGGGGGUGAAGAAGGGAACCCCAAUUCUGCCCCCUUUGAAAGUGGAUUGUCUGAACUCCGUGUUUGGGGGAAGUUGCUCUGGAUCCUGAUUCGAAUUUAUAUACCUCGUGUCUGGGGGUCUGACAUAUAUAUAUAUAUAUGGUUUUCGAUGCUGGAAAAAUGGAAAUGGAAAAGCCCUCAGACACGGUACUGAAGUUAGAAGCCCCAGCCAAGCUUUUCCAAGGGUUGGCUCUGAGUGUCCUGCUCUCAGGCCUGCAGGCAUUCUGACGGGGGGCGGCCAGUGGGUUCGCUCCUGGCGCACUGGUGCUGAGCUCAUCCUCCUCUUCCACGUGGCAGAAGACGUGAAAGUGUUAGUUGCCAAGUUGCCCUGGGGAUAUUAGUUAGCUCCAGCGAAGGGCGCUCUGGCAGGAGGCCUUCCAGCCUCACCCAUCGGUCAUUUAUUUCACCAGCAGACCAGGAGACUGGCCCCCAGCCCACCACACAACGGGGCAGUUUCCUGCCGCAGCCGGGAAGGAAACAUCCGAACUCAACGGGAGAGCCCUCCCUUAGCGUUCGAUGUCAGCCCAUGCCUGUUGCCGGACCACCCUGUGCCAAAGACGGGCCUCAUUGUAAGCCCGGCUACGCCCCCACCCUCCUUCGGCAUCCUUGUCCGGGAUCCUCUGGGCUCCUCACCCACAGGAACGCGGAAACAGAUCCAGAGUCGGCGGGUAGACAGAGCGGUGUGGCUAGAUGUGGGGAAAGAAGGGAGGCUGGUAACUAGCAGAGGGCCGGGUGGAGAGACUGAUUUCCCUGGAUCUGGAAGAAGAAGGUGCGGGUGGAGAAGGAGACGGGCCCAGGGCAGAGAGAAGAGGCUGCAGGGGAAAGGCAGGCAGGCGGUGCCCCUUUGAGAGUCGUCUUCACAUCUUCCAGCCUUCCCCUCAGGAUGCUGAUAGUACUGAUGUGUCUCUUCCCGAGAUGCUUGUAGGUCCCGAGAUGCUUGUAGGGGCUACCUCAUCUGCUGCUCUUCUAGUGGGACUUUCUGGGCAGAAGGAACCGUUCAUGUCCCUUCUAACACUGUGCCAGGCAAAGGGGGUGGGAAGGGCAUGCCUCUGCCCUCUCUCUCAUGCCAACCUGAAAAGGUACAGCCCUGGGUUGAGCGAGAACCCCCACCGGCAGAGGUCCUGUGCAUCCAUCACUCGGACGCAGGAAGUCUUCCCGCCGGAAGCCCUGCUGUGUUCCCUGCCCGGUGCAGGGAAUCCCACGCCUGUCCUCUCAUCGUCUUAGCACCAGCAGCCUCGUUUCUCCCCUCCUGAGUCUCCAGGGAGGACACGUGGGACUGGAGACAAACCCUGUUAGUGCUCAUCCCUUGAAAGGUGGAUCGUGUGUGUGUGUGUGUGUGUGUGUGUGUGUGUGUGUGUAGUUGCCUUUGUGUUUCCAUACCCUUUUGGGGAAGCCUGGACUUCUCUGUGGUUUCACGCCUGGUCCAAAGUGCUCGUCCUGGUGUUGUGGGCAUGAGAUGGUUGGGGGGAGGUCCUGUGUAGUACAAGGAAGGGCCCUGUCCUCUUUUCCUGGUCUGUGUUCCCUGGCAUUGAUGGUGGGGCGGGGGGCGGGGGGUUGGUGGUUCUGGGGAGAGCGGGUGACUGUUCUGUUGUAAAUCACUGUAACUGGUGUGUUUUGAAGUCCUUGGUGUUGCUCUGUGAGUGGAUAUCGCCACCUGGUGCUCAUGAGGUUUACGUGCGGAACAAUAAACGGCAAACAACAACC
Molecule: messenger RNA, 5386 nt
Organism: Bubalus bubalis (water buffalo)
Lineage: Eukaryota; Metazoa; Chordata; Mammalia; Artiodactyla; Bovidae
Gene: DTX4
Product: deltex E3 ubiquitin ligase 4
Exons: 9
Coding region: 289-2202 (637 amino acids)
Biological process (GO): protein ubiquitination; Notch signaling pathway
Cellular component (GO): nucleoplasm
Molecular function (GO): zinc ion binding; ubiquitin protein ligase activity
Source: RefSeq, a predicted model, not a curated record